Molecule: messenger RNA, 1219 nt
Organism: Clupea harengus (Atlantic herring)
Lineage: Eukaryota; Metazoa; Chordata; Actinopteri; Clupeiformes; Clupeidae
Product: ubiquitin carboxyl-terminal hydrolase 37-like
Exons: 12
Coding region: 85-933 (282 amino acids)
Biological process (GO): protein deubiquitination; G1/S transition of mitotic cell cycle
Cellular component (GO): nucleus; cytosol
Molecular function (GO): cysteine-type deubiquitinase activity
Source: RefSeq, a predicted model, not a curated record
CCCUCAGCACUGCUCCUCAGCUCCUUUGUGGGUCUCUGGUGCCUGAGGGCAUCCACGGACAGGGAGCUGAAGGCGGCAGUGCUGAUGGAGCUGAAGGACUGCAUCGCCCUGCGCAACCAAGAAUUCAAGGGGAACUCACAGAACGACGCCCAUGAGUUCCUCUCGGAGUGUCUUCUGGGCCUCAAGGACAUUGGGCACACCCUCCAGAUGGGGGAUGUGUCCUAUCAGUGCCCAGUGGACACUCUGCUCUCCUUCCAGCUCCAGCACAUAAGAUCUUGCAGAAGCUGUGGAGUUGAGAGCAGGAGGGAGGAGAUCUCCACCUACCUCUCCCUCCAAAUGGUUGCGCAGGGCACAGUCCAAAACAGCCUGGAGCUUUACUUCAACGAAUCAGAAGUUGAGUACAGGUGCGAGCAGUGUGGGGGUCAGGUGUCGAGCCUGAGGUGUAGUUUCUACACACUACCUCAGGUUCUCAUUUUACACCUGAAGAGGUUUUGCCCCUUCACCCUCACCAAAAGCAUGGCACCGCUUCAGCUGGAGACAGAGCUCCAGAUCAAACAAAGGACUGAGGACAUUGCAGGAAGGUGUGGCGAGUCCCCUCAGGUUCCGGCCCCCAGUGCAGGAUCAGGCUGCUGCCCUGCAGCCCCCUCUGUUCUAGAGGGGGCGUCUUCCUCUGAAGCAUCCUCCAUCACUCAGGAGCUAGAGGCAGGGACAGAGAGAGAGAAGGUGGAGGGAGGCAGCUCCACCUACUCCUUAAUGAGCGUGCUGAGCCACAUUGGGACCAAUACGGACUGCGGUCAUUACACAAGUGACUGUGCCGAGGAAGGGGGACUCUGGCUCUCUCUAAAUGAUGAGGAAGUCUCCCCCACCACUCAGGAGGCUGUACUCAGAGAGAGAGCCAGCACUGCCUACAUGCUUUUUUACACCAGAAAGUGAAGUGCCCCUUCCUGGUCAUCAAGGCUCAGCACCAGACGCAGGCAGGACUCUCUUGCUCAGCAGGAGACACUCAACCAGAGACGUCACAUGUGAAAUAAGGGUUCUGUGAGAGGCUGUUGGACCUGCCCCCCCACACCCACAUCAAGCUGGCCUCCUUGGUGGGGUCUCCCCAGGACCGGAGCGCUAAAACAGCUCAGUACCAUCAAGUCCUGCUGCUGAACCCCCCCGUCCCCCCCAAACAAACGCAUACUUGCCCGAAUAAACCAAAAACCCAGUGUUUCACACA